AUGAAUGAGGGAGGUCUUCUGGCUGCCUGCAGGCAUGGUCUUUUUGAAAGAGUUAAAGGCUUGAUUGAGGCUGGAGCCAAUCCUCUCUUUAUAGACUCCGUCGGACGUUCAGGGCUCCACUUUGCGGCGAAGAUGGGUCAUUUAGAAGUAAUGGAAUAUCUCGUCAAACAUGGUAAGAUCUUGAGAGCAGAUCUUAUUAAACUAUGCUGA
This is a messenger RNA of Protopolystoma xenopodis, 210 nucleotides long. The record is from the annotation of a GenBank genome assembly. NCBI's taxonomy places the organism in Eukaryota, Metazoa, Platyhelminthes, Monogenea, Polystomatidea, Polystomatidae.